ACUCAUCUACUCAGAACAAACCCUCACUCUCUCUCUCUCUCUCUGUGAAAAAACUCUCUGAAAAAACGCCAUGGACUAUGCCGGGUGGCCUGAGACGCACCGAAUCACACCACAGCCUCCAAAUACUAACCCACCACCUCCAGACCCCUACACUUGUUCCCACCAUUACCCAUACUACCCUCCAGACCAUAUCCCAGUUUCCCUCACUGCCGUUACGCAUUCCUCUCUUGAACCCCAUGACUUGUACGCCGGCCUUGGCGCCGAUCCCGGUAGGAUCAUCCCAAUUGGGGUCGACGCCUAUGCCUCCCUGACCUCCUACCAGCAUACCCAUUUGCGCAUCCAUGGCCAUGCCGGCGCUGGGUCGUACGGUCACCUCCAUCAGACUCUGGGUACGGGGUCGUCCGUUUACUAUUCGGACCCGAAUUCGCAGAACUGGGCGGCCAAGGAGGCCGUCCGGAUAUACGGGGCGUACCGGGUUGGCUUUGGAGCUGGUGUGUCGAUACCAUCAAGUGGGACAGAACAGUUGGCCAUUGCAAAUCCAAACUUCACUUUCAGGGCUAAGAGCACUCCUCAUCAUGGAAAUAGCGCCGGGAAGAUGUACCGAAAGAAAAUGAAAACAAAGACGAAGACUGUACAAUCUGUGUAUUGUGAACUUUGCAACAUCGAUUGUGACACCAAGGAUGUACUCGACAAGCAUAAAUUGGGAAAGAAGCAUAAGAAGAACCUGGAGAAACUAAAUGAAGUAACUGCCCCAGCUCAAAGUGCUGAAGGAUCAAAAAAUCUUGUAAUUGGGCCGCAAGAGCAGCUCAAUAUGGACAAAACUGUUGGUGGGAAAAAGAGUCGGAAGAAGGCUGCUGCACAUGAAGAGGAUCUGGAGUCGAAGAGACGGAAGGUUCUUGAAGGUGGGGCGGCAGCUGAGGCAGUAAGGACAUGUGCAAUAUGUAAUGUGGUAUGUAAUAGUGAGACAGUUUUCAAUUAUCAUCUUGCGGGACAAAAGCAUGCUGCUAUGGUGAAGAAACAGGCAGAUGGAACAGGAAUGGCUACUGCCAGUUGAAAGUAAAAUUUUGGGAGUCUUUUUGGUAUAUUGCCGCAUACUUGAUCUUCCUUUCUGGGAUUUGCUGAGGUGAGUCGAUCAAAACUUAUUGGGAUAACUGAUUCGUAAAUUUCCUUGAGAAGAGAUCUUGUUUGAC
Molecule: messenger RNA, 1190 nt
Organism: Juglans microcarpa x Juglans regia
Lineage: Eukaryota; Viridiplantae; Streptophyta; Magnoliopsida; Fagales; Juglandaceae
Exons: 2
Coding region: 71-1054 (327 amino acids)
Molecular function (GO): zinc ion binding; nucleic acid binding
Source: RefSeq, a predicted model, not a curated record